CGCUUCCGGGUUGGGGUUCGCGGCGUCUGCAGGAGCUGAGUGAGAGCCAGCGCGCAGCGGCGGUGGGGGCGGGGGAGCGGCGACGUUCCCUGCCAGCCGGGUCCCCUCUAGGUGGCCGGGUGGGCUGGCCGCGGCAGGACCCCGCUUGGCCCCGACAGAUUUAAGCCUCUUCAGCGUCUGGAGAAGAUGGCAGAGACAACACCGGAGUCUUCUGCUCAGCUUGUGCACUCAGACACGCACAGUGACACCGUCCUGGCUAGCCUCGAGGACCAGAGGAAGAGAGGCUUUCUUUGUGAUAUUACUUUAAUCGUGGAGAAUGUGCAUUUCCGAGCCCACAAAGCCUUACUCGCUGCCAGUAGCGAGUAUUUCUCGAUGAUGUUUGCGGAAGAGGGCGAGAUUGGCCAGUCUAUCUAUAUGUUGGAAGGCAUGGUUGCAGACACCUUUGGUAUUCUGCUGGAAUUUAUCUACACAGGCUAUCUACAUGCCAGUGAGAAAACUACAGAGCAGAUCCUGGCCACUGCUCAAUUCCUGAAAGUCUACGAUCUGAUAAAGGCGUACACAGACUUCCAGACGCACCAUAGCUCCCCAAAGCCACCGGCUCUGAACACUGGUACCCCAGUCGUCGUUAUUUCUAAUAAGAAGAAUGAUCCUUUAAAACGAAAACGGGGAAGACCGAGAAAAGGCCGUAGCGUGCAGGAGGGGAAAUCAGAACUAGCUGCAGAGGAGGAGAUGCAGCUAAGAGUGAACAAUUCGGUUCAGAACAGACAAAACUCUGUGGCUAGAGAAGGGGACGGUGUGGAACCGAGUGAACAGAUGCCAAAAGAAAAGAACUUGGAGCCUGCAGGUGAGCCAGGGAGAGUGGAGGAGCUGCCUGCCGAAAAGGAUGAGAACUGUGACCCCAAGGCUCGGGAUGGACAGGAUAGCCUGAGUAGGUACAGCAAGCGGAGGAUCCGGAGGUCUGUCAAGCUUAAAGACUACAAACUCAUUGGAGAUGAAGACGACCAGGCUUCAGCCAAGAGGCUGUGUGGAAGAAAAAAGCGCGCCAAUGGUCCCGAGGCCCGCUGUCAAGACUGUGGCAAAGUCUUUAAGUAUAAUCACUUUUUAGCCAUCCACCAGAGGCGCCACACUGGGGAACGACCAUUCAAAUGUAACGAGUGUGGAAAGGGCUUUGCCCAGAAGCACUCCUUGCAGGUCCACAGCAGGAUGCAUACGGGGGAGCGGCCGUACACCUGUACUGUGUGCAGCAAGGCACUGACCACCAAGCACUCACUGCUGGAGCACAUGAGCCUGCACUCAGGGCAGAAGUCUUUUACCUGUGAUCAGUGUGGAAAAUAUUUCAGCCAGAAAAGACAGCUAAAGAGUCAUUAUCGAGUCCAUACAGGCCACUCACUACCAGAAUGCAGCCACUGCCAUCGAAAAUUCAUGGAUGUGUCUCAGCUAAAGAAACAUCUGCGAACGCACACAGGCGAGAAGCCAUUUACCUGUGAAAUCUGUGGGAAGUCUUUCACAGCAAAGAGCUCCCUCCAGACCCACAUCAGAAUCCACCGAGGAGAAAAGCCAUACUCCUGCAGCAUCUGUGGCAAGUCCUUCUCUGACUCCAGCGCCAAGAGGAGACACUGCAUCCUACAUACCGGCAAAAAGCCUUUCUCCUGCCCUGAGUGUAGCUUACAGUUUGCUCGCUUAGACAAUUUGAAGGCUCACUUGAAAAUUCACAGCAAAGAGAAACACACAUCAGAUUCUAGCAGUGUUUCUGGCAGUAAUGCUGACGAGGUCCGGAACAUUCUUCAGCUGCAGCCAUACCAGCUCUCCACCUCAGGAGAGCAGGAGAUUCAGCUGCUGGUAACCGAUUCUAUGCAUAACAUUAACUUCAUGCCAGGCCCCAACCAGGGGGUCAGCAUCGUACCUGCUGAGAGCUCUCAGAGCAUGGCCACAGACCCAGCUGCUAAUCUUGCCCUGCUCACACAGCAGCCUGAGCAGCUGCAGAGCCUGAUUCUUUCCGCUCAGCAGGAGCAAACAGAGCACCUUCAGAGCCUUGGCAUGAUUGGAAGCCAGAUGGAGGCCUCCCAGCCGGAGCCAGUGCAUGUCAUCACACUUUCCAAGGAAACGCUGGAGCAUCUACACGCCCACCAAGGGCAAACAGAGGCGCUCCAGUUGGCAGCGGCUACUUCCGAUCCAGCCCAGCACCUACAGCUGACACAGGAGCCUGAUCCACCACUACCUGCUCCACUAGGCCAGGAGCAGAGCUGACCCAAGCACAUGUCUGACUGUUCCACUGGACCCUUCUCCUGGGCCAGUAGUGAUUGGCUGGUCCUUUGGGCUACCAUCUUACAGAUUUAAAGACGUGAUAGCUAACCACCAGGUUAUUUAUAGUGGACUCCAUUGGGGCAGAAUCUGUGUUGUUGGCAUUGCAGAUCUAUCUUACCUGUAAUACCAAUUCAUAUUUAGCAUUUAAAUAUUGAUGAGGGGCUCCACAGUCAUGUAUGUACUUUGUCUCUAAAGAUGGGUAUUUUCUCUGGGGAGCACUGAUUUAGACUUUUCUGUAAGAGUUGAAUGUUCGUGGCCAUAGAGUGUGGUCUUCUUUAGAACAAAAAGGUAUGCGUAGGUUGACUCUUCUGGUUUGGUGGUUGGUUCCAUUCUGUUAUUUCUCUUAGGCAGUGUACAUGCCAGUCUAAAACAAGUCAGGACUGACUGUACCCGAUUACAUCAAUCAGGAGAUUCCCCUCCAGUAGCUUUUCUGCCCUAAGAGAGCACCCCUUGAAUUUUAUCUUUGUGGUACGGUGGGCUGAUCAUGUCUCACUGAGGGUGGAUUCAGAUUCGAACACCACACUCAUGAUACAGCAGCAAAAGUGUGCUUUUCUGUUGUUUGUACUCCCAGACAGGGUUUCUCUGUGAACAGUCCUGACUGUCUUGUCACUCGUUUUGUAGACCAGAUACCCUCGAACUCAUAAAGAUCCGCCUGCCUCUGUCUCACAAGUGCUGGGAUUAAAAGUGUGAACCACUACCAUUUGGCACAAAUUGUACUUUUAAAAUUUUUGAGUUCAACUUUUCUGCAAAACUUGGAUUUAUACAUUUUUUAAAGAAGCAGGCUGUUAAAUUUUUAAUUAAAAUGUCUCCAGAGUAUGAAACUAAAUCAAGAUACUCAUUCCAAAUAAACCAAAUUUUGUUAGAUAAUGACUUGAUUUUCAUGAAAAAGGAUCCUUAAUUACCUGGAUAGAAAGUUUAUUCAGUGUAAGGCCUAAAUACACUACUGUAGCCUACUUGAUCUCAAAAUACUGAUUUGCAUGUCCAGUCUUAGAACUUCCUAGAUGUGGAAGUGUACACUAAUCUAUUUUUCUUAAUACUUGAUGAAAUCCAUCAACACACCACUUAAUUUUGAGCUUCAGAGUGGAAGUAACCCACCUGUCCCUAUGAUUGUGUGCCUUUCAAACCAUCACCAAAAGAUUAAAUUAUGUUUGCUUGUUUUCAGGAUCACUGCAUCUACUUGAAUUCUUUGACUUUUAUCUCUCAUAAAGCUGGCAGUGAUGUUCGAGAAAGAGAUGAGGGUCCUAGUAACAUUAUGGGGUAGGAAGUGGGUUCAAAAUCAACAUCUUUUCCACAACAGUUGUUUGCUUAGCUUAGACUGCUCGUAUUCCCACCGAAAUCCAGAUGUGUUUGCAUCCUGGAUAUCUACAGAAAUACACAAUUUUUCGGGUUGGAGAAAAGAUGAAAGUAUUUUUGUUCCAUACUUACGAAGUUGUAUUUUAUUACCUAUAAUUUACAAAUUGAAUUACCAAAGUGGUAGACACGUAUCAACUAAAGUAAUAUGAAAUUGGACCUGAAUAGAGUCGAUUUUUUACAAAUACUGUUUUACUUUAGUAUUUUAGACUCUUGAUUUAGUCAUUUAAGUCGUGUAUUCCUUGUGUGUGAGUGUGGGGUGUGUGUGUGUCUGUGGAGGUCACAGGAGGACACUGGGUAUCCUGGUGUCACUGCCUUAUUUCCCUGAGAUGGGAAUCCGGACGCUGGUGUCCAGCAAGCCUCAGCCAUCCUCCUUUUCUACCUCACAGCAUGGGGGUUACAAGCACACAUUCCUGGAUUUGACCGGGUGCUGGGACCCAUGCUCAGGUCCUCACAUGUGUACAGCAAGUGCUCUGACCCACGGAGCAUCGCUCUAGUCCCUCUUCAUUCUUAGAACACAAAAGACUUUAUGACCUCUUCAAAACUUCCUAAUACUCAUUUUCUCAAGAAUUCUACUUUGUAUUAAAGAAAAUUGAAAUUUUCUCACCCUAGACACCUGGGUAACCAUUCAGAAGCAUGGUUAUAUAGCUGUUGGUUUGCUUUUGGUGUUGGACUCAGUCCAUACAAGUUAAAUUUAAUUUACUUUAUAACAGUCUAUCUCUGCACUAAGAAUAUAGCAUGAAUCAGGCCUAGUGGUGCAGGUCUAUGUCCUGGGAGACAGAGGUGGAGACAGGAGGACCUUGAGUUUAAGGCUAGCCUGAGCUACUUAGACCCUGCAAAAGAAAACAAGGCCUGGGCAUGUAGUCAAAGUAUGUCCCUGGCAUGCACAAGACUGGGCUCUGUCCUCAGCACUG
This is a messenger RNA of Myodes glareolus (Bank vole), 4568 nucleotides long. It is a transcript of the gene Zbtb24, whose product is annotated as zinc finger and BTB domain containing 24. Gene Ontology annotation, biological process: regulation of transcription by RNA polymerase II. The record is from RefSeq and is a predicted model, not a curated record. Lineage: Eukaryota; Metazoa; Chordata; Mammalia; Rodentia; Cricetidae. Gene Ontology annotation, molecular function: RNA polymerase II cis-regulatory region sequence-specific DNA binding; DNA-binding transcription factor activity, RNA polymerase II-specific; protein binding.